AUGCGCAAAGCAUCCAUGCUAGAUAGUCCCGAAUGGCUAGCCGUCACAGUAAAAGCCGCCAGAUUCGACCCCUAUGUCGCUCUUCUAGACGUAUGCAUAGGCAUUCCGCGGCUCCUCGAGCGCACCGACGACCUCGCCAAAGCCGGAAACCCUCCCGACCAAAUCACCUCACUAAUCGCCGACUCGGAAGCCCUCGUCGCCCACGCCUUCACAUGGCUCUCCAACUUCGAGAAAAACGGCCCGCGUUACGACAUGGUCCCGCUCUCCACCUUCCCGACCUUCUUCGACAUCUGCGCAGACCGCGUAUUUGACCCCGUCUUCGACUUUCAUUAUUUCGGUGCGGGCAUUUGCUACCUCAUCUACUGGAUGAGCAUGCUCAUCCUGCAAUCCAACACAUUCAAACUCCUACGCCAACACCGCCAUCUCGAGCUCAAGCAGCUGAUGAUGUGGGACCGCCAGCUCGGCGGCUACGCCGACAGCAUCUGUCGGAGCGUGCCGUAUAAUUGCCGGGCAGUGACGGGCUACGCAGCGAAGUUUGGGAGCUUGACGCCGCUUGUGGUUGCGCGCAAGUACUUUGAAAUGAAGGGUGCGGCAAAGGAGAAGGAGGCUAAGUGGUGCGAGGAGGUGUAUGUGGCGGCGAGGGUGCCGGGGUUGUAUUCGACGCCGGUGCCGUUGGAGCCAUUGAAGGGGGUCAAGGAGACAGUGGAUGGGGGGACUAAGAAGUAUAUUUGA
This is a messenger RNA of Parastagonospora nodorum SN15, 732 nucleotides long. RefSeq lists its product as hypothetical. The record is from RefSeq and is a predicted model, not a curated record. The transcript has a single exon. The coding region runs from base 1 to 732 and encodes 243 amino acids. NCBI's taxonomy places the organism in Eukaryota, Fungi, Ascomycota, Dothideomycetes, Pleosporales, Phaeosphaeriaceae.